Molecule: messenger RNA, 2555 nt
Organism: Cuscuta epithymum
Lineage: Eukaryota; Viridiplantae; Streptophyta; Magnoliopsida; Solanales; Convolvulaceae
Source: the annotation of a GenBank genome assembly
CUAAAAAGUGACCCGUAAAACAUCUCAUAGCCCAGACAACUUACGUUUUCUUUCUUCCUGCGCUGAACAUUCCGCUCUCCUUCUUGGUGCGCUCAAGGCCAUGGAACUCCGGAGGACAAAGCAACAAAUCGACGCAAAUACAUGGAGCUCCACCGCUGACAGAGCAGAUGGAUCGCUGCCGCCGCCCUGCUCUUCGUCGUCCUCGCCCCGACGGCUAUAGCAGAUGAUUCGUUGUUUCCAGAUCUAGAUGUCAUGCGGCGCUCCGGCGGCGUGGAGAAUCACUGGCGGGUGACCAGAUCCAGAUGGAAUUGAAGCGGGUAGGGUUGGGGUUGGGGAGUAUUACGAUGGCUUGGGACGAGAAUUGGGCCAGGGGAAGGUACGAAGGGACUUGGGAGGGGGUACGGGCUGGGGGAGGCAAUUUGGGGGCUGAGGAGGGUAGGCUUCGAGCUAUUGAUGAUGGCGGUAAGCCAUGUGGACCGUAUGGUUGCGGCGGUUACCGGAGUUGGUGCGGUGGUGGCAGCAGGUGGCGGGGUGCGGAUGUAUUGGUGUUUUUUCCCGUUAACCGGACAUGGUUUGGAUUGGGGAUGGUGACUGUCGAGGUGUCGGUGGCUGACAGUUUCGAGAGUAGAAUGUAUGGCCGGAGUUUGUAUCACAUUUUCAUCGAAAAAAGUCGCCGGAAAACUUUCUGGUGACAUAGUGACAUGUUAGACGGCGGCAGUGACAUGGGCGGUGCCCACAGUGACUCGGGUGGUGGCCACAGUGACACGGGUGGUGGCCACAGUGACACGGGCGGUGGCCGCAGUGACACGGGCGGUGGCCGCAGUGACACGGGCGGUGGCCACAGUGACACGGGUGGGGGCCACAGUGACAUGGGCGGUGGCCACAGUGACACGGGCGGUGGCCGCAGUGACACGGGCAGUGGCCACAGUUACACGGGCGGUGGCGGCAGUGAUAUUUGAUAGUGACAUUAAAACAGAAUAGUGACAUUAAAAUCUUGGGAAUGACAUUAAUAUGACCUUCUUGAUCACUUUUUUGCCCUUUUUUUAAAAGUGCUCACUUUUUUUGUAAUUGGUUCAAAAUUAGUAAUAUUCAAAUAAAAACCCCAAUUUAAUCUGGCGAUGCUGGGAAAACAGACUUGGAAUUUAAUUACAAAACCCGAGUCUCUUGUUGGGAAGAUUUUUAAGGCUAAGUAUUAUCCCAAUACUUCUUUUUUGCAGGCAAACAUUGGGUAUAACCCUUCAUUUAUUUGGAGCAGUAUCCAUGCGUCCCAGGAUAUUGUUGAAGGGGGCUUAAGGAGGAGAGUUGGUACAGGGCAGAAGAUUUCCGUCUAGAAGGAUAAAUGGCUUCCUGGGCCUGGGAGUGGAAGGAUUACUUCGAGACCACCGAAUGGGAUCCUUGACAUGAAUGUGGCGGCUUUAUUAACGAAGUGCAUGGAAUAGGUCUAGAGUGAGAGUUCUUUUUUCUGAUUCGGAAUGUUCUGCGAUCUUUAGCAUUCCUAUUAGCAGGAGGAGACCGGAUGAUGGCUUUUUGUGGGCUGAUGAUCCUAAAGGAUAGUAUACGGUGAGAAGUGGUUAUCGUAGAGCCCGGGGAGUGGUGUUGGAGCGUCAAUGGGUUGGUUGGACCCGGGUAUGGGACUUAUUUAUUCAACCUAAGGUUAAAAUAUUUUUUUGGCAGGUCAUGUCAGGUUGUCAUCCUAUGACAAGUAACCUUAUUCACCGACGGGUGGAUGUCCAUCCGAGUUCCAAGAUCUGUGGACGAGAGGAGGAUCACGAGCUACACCUGUUCCAAAAUUGUAGCGUGGUGAAAGAGGUAUGGCGUUUGUUGGGUGUAAAGUUUCAAAGACAGGCGACAUCUUUUUUAGAGUGGGUUAAGGUUUAUUUUGAAAAAUUAAGGACAGACGACCUCUGCGUUUUUUUAUUAUGACUUUAUGGAGUAUAUGGAAGGCACGCAACCAGGUAGUUUGGAAGGGAGAGGAAUUUAAUCCUAAGCAGGUGGUGGAGGCUGGAGCAUCUGUCAUGCGUGGUUGGAGAGAGAUGCAGGGGGUAGAGACACAACGGCCGGAAGCGGGAGGAUUUCGUGCAACUGCUACGGCAGUCCGGUGGAGGAGACCAGUAGAGGGAGGUAUUAAACUAAUGUGGAUGUGGUGCUGGAUGAAAGACAAGGUAAAAGAGCUUGGGGCUAGGUGGCACGGGAUAGUGAGGGUAAAGUUAUACAAGGGGGAAGUCCAAUGUGUAAAGCAGAUUGGCGAGUAUUACCGAAGCGGUGGGUCUCAGAGAAGUAGUGUUGUGGGCAAAACGGAUGGGCUGGCCAAGUGUGGAGGUUGAAACUGAUUCCCUAGUGGUGGCUUCAAGAUUGAGCGAGGAGGAUGGGGAUGAGGAUUCUUAUUUGGAUUCGGUGAUAGAUGAUGACAUUGAAGAAGUUCUAAUUGGGUGGCACAUAUUCUUGCAAGGACAACUUUGUUAGGGGCAGAGGGUGAUAUUAUUUUUUAUAUACCGCCAGAUUGUAUUGUAAGUCAAUUGGCAAAUGAUGCGUUAAUUUAAUAAAAUUAGUGCUUU